AUGGAGGUAAUCAAGAUUGGUUUAACACCCGAAACAUGGCCCGGUUUGAUUGGCUUCCCAGUUUUAGAUGCAGUUAAUAUUAUUCGUCAAGAGAGGCCAGAUAUAACAGAAGUUCGGGUACUCCCUCCAAAUGAGGCCCCGUCACCACUCGUGGAAGGUACCGUACGUGUUUGUAUCUACAACGACAUCGUCAACGGUCAGGCUGUUGUGGUUACCCCAGACCCAUAUAUUGGCUAG
Messenger RNA from Zea mays, 237 nucleotides. RefSeq lists its product as uncharacterized. Gene Ontology annotation, molecular function: serine-type endopeptidase inhibitor activity. Bases 1 to 237 code for a protein of 78 amino acids. NCBI's taxonomy places the organism in Eukaryota, Viridiplantae, Streptophyta, Magnoliopsida, Poales, Poaceae. The record is from RefSeq and is a predicted model, not a curated record. Gene Ontology annotation, biological process: response to wounding. The transcript has a single exon.